UCAAAAUUCUACUUUCACUUCCGCAAUGCAAUGACAGAUAAAAUGAAAGUAAAUUCUGAUAUCUGUAAUUGAUUCAAUGAAACAUUCAAGAAGUCAAUAUGCUUGGACGUUUUAAAGAUGCCACAUUAAAUGCCAUGGGUAAAAAGAACGAGAAAACUGGGAUCGAAAAAGAUGAAAGUCAAAGGACUAGGCAAGGGACUGAUAAAAAACCAGAGAAAUAUAUUAACGGCAGGCCCUACUUUCUUGGACUUAGUGCUGAUGAAGUUCAGUCAUCCAUUGACUUUGCUAUACGACCGAUAUUGAAACCACGCAAAAUUCAUGAUAUGCCACUUUUUGCAGGAUACGCUGAAUGUUUAAAUGGUGGAAAGAGUGACUUCAAUGAAGACAAUAGUUAUGCAUGUGAAAUGUGCAUCAGAUCCCAGUUAGCAUCUAGAAAUAAGGAGCGGUCAGCCAGUGUUGGCAGCCCUGUGGCAAUGUCUCAUCCUCAACAUGACCACAAUGGCAGCAUCAGACAUCCAGGUGCUGUCGCUUCCUGUAGUAAGGAGUACCAUGGGGCUGUGAACUGCAACAGCAAUUUAGAUUGGAUAGAUGAACCAAAGAAAGAAGUUGCAAGCUGGGAUGUGAGCGUGGAGGGGGUGUACUUUGGGAUGUUUGAUGGACAUGCUGGCUACCAAACAUCUCUGAUUGCCUCCCGGACUCUCCAUGGGUUGCUUCAGGAGGAGUUGAACCAACUUUUUGAUAUUCUUGCUGCGGAAAAAAACACAAAAUGUGUGAAGAAAUAUCCGGACAUGAACACUGAAGACCUCAUUGUUGGUGCAUUGGAGGAGUCCUUUCAACGGAUGGACCAUCAGUUGAAGACGGAUGGCGAGCGCUACAACAUUCGGGGCGGCUGUACAGCUCUUGUGGCUCUAUUUGUCAAUGGGAAACUGUAUGUCGCUAAUGCAGGAGACAGCAGGGCGGUUCUGUGUCAUGGGGAGAGUGUGCGACCCGUUUCUCGGGAUCUCAGACCGGACACUGAGACGGAGAAACUCAGGAUUAACCUCAAGGGCAGUACAAACCCAGGACUGUUGAGGGACGAGUUCUCAUGUUUGGAAUUCCAACGGCGAGUGAUACGAACAGAUAUCGGCACGCAGAUGUUGUGCAGAAAACCAGGCCGGAAAGGCUGGUGCUACAAAAUCAUAGAAGAAGAAGAUCUGAGAUAUCCACUGGUUGUAGGAACAGGCAAAGGUGUGAGGCUAAUGGGGACUAUUGGUGUAUCACGGAGCCUCGGUGACCAUGAUCUUUACAUAUAUGACUCGGACAUCUGGAUAAAGCCCUUCCUUUCAUCCCUGCCUGAGGUGCAAGUGGUUGAUCUCCGAGGCGAGACGUUUUCUGAAAAGGAUGUCCUCAUAAUGGGCACAGAUGGAUUGUGGGAUGUAACAAGCAACGAAAAUGCAGCCUUGAUCGUUCGAAGUGAGAUCAGCCAAUCUGCAAUUCAUGAUAAGCACAAGUAUAUAAUAGCAGCCCAGGAGCUGGUAAGCCAGGCACGGGGCCGGUUUACCGGGCAGGGGUGGAAGAAAACACACAGCGACGACCGAGGCUCGUUUGAUGAUAUCAGUACCUUCGUUGUGCCUUUAAAGCCAUAUAUGGACAAGUGGGAAAACAGAGAUCAGAUCAGCAUAAACUCCAUUGAAUCAACUUUGAGAAGCUGAACUUAAUAUAACUAGCAAAGUUCUUAUCCUGGUUUUGUUUAAAACUACUAAAAAACAGUUGUGUGAUAUUUUAACGCUCUGCAGACACUUUUUACAUUUCUGCUGAAUUUUUAUUUACAGUCAUGAUCUUCCUAUGAACAAUUUUAAAUGGAAAUCUCUUAAAUCCAUUUUCAGACUUUUCAAUACUGUAAGGAUCAACUACAUGUAUGUGCCAUAUAAAUAUACAAUGUUGUUAAACAAUAUUUAAUGGAAAUACUACAAUGAUGUGCAUUGUGUUAAUACUAAAACAUACAAUAUUAGGUCACCUGAGCAUGAAGUGAUCUAGGUGAGCUAUUAAAAAUGGUCAUCGUCCAGUGUCCGUCUGUUCAUCUGUCAAAAAUUGCUUGAAAGACAUAUUAUCUGAAAGAAUCAGGCCAAAUUCAAAGAAACUUAACAGGAAGCUUCAUAGGGUGACCUACAAAAAGACGUUGCAAUAUAUUAACAACAACAACAACAUCAAUAUGGCCGACUUACUAUUUUGCUUUAAAGAACAUCUGCUCAGAAACUUAGAGUCAAAUUUAUUAAAAUUUACAGAAAGCUGCCUUGAAAAUACAACAAGGCUUCUCGAUAUUUACAACAACAAUAAAAUGACCGACUUUCCGUUUUUCCAUGUACCUGAAAUAUCUAUCUAUCUGAAAUAUUAUUUUUCUCUAGAUAAAAAAGAAAUAGCAAAAACAUGAACUUCUAAUAAAUUCUUAGCAACUUUUCCAUUGGUUGUUUAUGCAUAGUGAAAAAUUCAUAUUGUUAAAAUCCCAUAGUUAAACUAUUCACUAGCAAAAGAAGCAUCAUCUUGCUACAUUGUGUAGAUCAGAAAAUGUCUGAUAUUGGAAUAUCUGGAAUUUUUGUAUAUUUUUAGUAACAAGGGAAUAUAU
Mya arenaria is the source of this 2602-nucleotide messenger RNA. Its product is annotated as protein phosphatase 1H-like. Gene Ontology annotation, biological process: protein dephosphorylation. The record is from RefSeq and is a predicted model, not a curated record. Bases 99 to 1691 code for a protein of 530 amino acids. Gene Ontology annotation, molecular function: protein serine/threonine phosphatase activity; cation binding. The transcript is spliced from 11 exons. NCBI's taxonomy places the organism in Eukaryota, Metazoa, Mollusca, Bivalvia, Myida, Myidae.